AUUAAAACUUUAAAUUUUAAAUUUAUUAAGUAUCAAAUUACUUCAUUAAAAAAAAAAAAAAAAACCUCUCACCCAAUUUUUCUUCUCCCUCUUUCUUGUUCUCCAUCGCGGCGUUGCUCCUUUCGAUGUUUGCAAAUCUCAUAUUAUUUAUUACCUAAUUCAAACAUAGUUCAAUCUCUCUAUCUCGUUCUCGAUCGCGAUUUCUCCAGGUUAACACAGCUUUAUUCAAACCUUUCAGAUUAACUAAGUUCUCUUAAGAAGAACAGAAAAAAGAAGAUAAUGGGAGAUUAUCACUUUGUGUACAAGGACCUUGAAGGAGCCUCCACUCAAUGGGAUGACAUUCAAGCAAAACUCGGUAAUCUUCCUCCAAAGCCACCCGCUUUCAAACCCCCACCUUUCACUCCUGCUUCUGAUCCCAAUUCCCUUCCCAAAGACAAAUCAUGGAUUGAUUCCAAAACCCAUGAUGAACUUGAAGACCUUGAAGAUGAACUCGACGACGAUCGUUUCCUCCAAGAAUACAGGAAGAAGAGGUUAGCUGAGAUACAGGAGGCAGCUAAAGUUUUGAGGUUUGGAUCAGUGACUCCUAUUUCAGGAUCUGAUUUCAUUCGAGAGGUUUCACAGGCUCCAUCUGAUGUUUGGGUGGUUGUCAUUCUCUAUAAAGACGCAAUUCCUGAAUGUGGGGUGUUGAUGCAAUGCAUUGAAGAACUGGCUGCAAGAUAUCCUGCAACCAAAUUUGUCAAGAUAAUAUCCACUGAUUGCAUUCCCAACUACCCAGAUUGUAAUCUUCCCACUUUGUUGGUGUACAACAAUGGAGCUGUUAAAGGAAACUAUGUGGGUAUGAAUAGGUUUGGGCGAAGAUGCACUCCUGAAGGUGUUGCAUUGGUCCUGUGCCAAUCAGAUCCUGUACUUAAUGAUGGCCAGAGCAGAGAUGAGGAAUCAAGACAAGCCGUCAUUGAUGGAGUUCGCAAGAGGUUUAUAGAGAAAGUUGUCGCUGAUCAUGAAGAGGCUGACGAUGAUUCCUCAAGCGAUUAGCAUGAGGAUGACGAUGAUUCCCAAGUGAUUAGCAUUUUUGCUUGUUUUUUUUUUUGGAUACAUGUUUGUGUUUAAGAGAGAUGUUUCUAUUUGAUGAAGUGAAACAAUACAUUUGUGAGGUUUUGUUUCUUCCACAACUUUGUUCCCCCAAAGAACCCUCUCUCUGUAGUUGGAUAAGGUUGAUUGAUGUAGUAGUACUAGUGGCUUCUAACUUAAGUUAAAAUGUACGAGUUUGAUGUGUGAUUUUCCAUUUGCUGGACCAUAGACUGUAAAUUAAGUUCAGUUUGCAUUCACAUCUUUGCUUUAA
Messenger RNA from Cicer arietinum (chickpea), 1339 nucleotides. RefSeq lists its product as uncharacterized. Gene Ontology annotation, biological process: protein folding. The record is from RefSeq and is a predicted model, not a curated record. Gene Ontology annotation, cellular component: cytoplasm. Lineage: Eukaryota; Viridiplantae; Streptophyta; Magnoliopsida; Fabales; Fabaceae.